Molecule: messenger RNA, 2946 nt
Organism: Rhizopus microsporus ATCC 52813
Lineage: Eukaryota; Fungi; Mucoromycota; Mucoromycetes; Mucorales; Rhizopodaceae
Exons: 12
Coding region: 1-2946 (981 amino acids)
Molecular function (GO): guanyl-nucleotide exchange factor activity
Source: RefSeq, a predicted model, not a curated record
AUGAAUAAGAUUCAUACUGAUAUCUUGAAAGAUACACCAUUCCAUUACGUUUGUAAUGUUCAUAAGGAAAGAUUGAUUCCUAUUUUGAAAGAUCACAACAUUUCUGAUCAAUGUAAAGAGAUUGGUAAACAGAUAUUGAACAACACAAAGCGACCUUUGAGCCAACAUGUGGAUGUUCUUAUCCCUCAAAGAAAAAGAAGUGAAUUUGAAAAGUUACAAAUUGAGCAAUUUAAACAAUUUUUUGGUAAAAAGUAUCAAGAGCUGCAGACGAAGCAACAGUCGUCAAGACAUCAAGACAACAACAAUAAGCCAGCAACUGUCACAGAAAAAUUUACCACGACUUCAAUUACAAGCUCAUCUGCAGCAAAUAAGAUUUUGGAACUUAUUAAAAUUGAAGAGUCAUAUGUUCACUCGCUCGAAGAAUUGGUCAGUAAAAUAAUGAAGCCACUAAGAGACUCGAUCCAUCAUGAAACACCUAUCCUUGACCGAUACCUGUUCAAACGUAUCUUUCUCAACAUUGAAGACAUCCUGCAUGUCAAUUCCAAAUUUUUAGAUUCAUUACAUGAAUAUCAGUCUGGAAAAUCAAAUGAAUCGUUUGGACAAAUUUGUGAUAGAUACAUGGAUACCUUUGAACCUUAUAAAACUUAUUUCUUGAGUAAACAAGAUGCUUGGAAAGUUCAUCAACAGACCAGAAAGAAUAACCGGGCUUAUUCGAAUUUUGUCAUCAAUACAAAGAGUAAAGAAAACUAUAGAAUCCCAGAUUUAUUGGCACUUCCUGUCCAUCAUAUGCCACGAUAUGUAUUAUUUUUUAAUGAAUUGCUUAGUAUGUUGGACCCUCAGGAUCAAGAAGCAUACUAUUUACGAUCAGCUUCAGAGAAAGCUAGAAUUAUUAAUGACAUGCAAUAUGGCACAGACUCGCCAUUAUUACCAUUAUAUACACUUAUAAAAAAUGCUCCGACUACUUUUGUUGGUAAACGCCAAUUAUUAGGUCAUUUUGAUGCCACAGAACUUUUUAUAUCAUCCGGUAAAGUCAAUAGACCUGUAACCAUUUUGGUAUUCUCGGACAAGAUUGUGGUCAUCAAACGAAAAAGUCACUCGAUACAAGGAGAUGAUUACUUUAGAAAUAUCGAAGAAAGCAUCAACACUGAAAAGCCAGUUUCUCAGCCCUUUGAAUUCAAGGGUUGGGCAGACAUUCGAUCCAUUGAACUGUUUAAUGGCUUAAAAGAUCGUCCCGAAACUUUUUUCCUUAGAACUUAUUUACCUGAACAAGAUCCAAACACUCCUGAGAAUGAUGCCGACAAUUACUUUAGAAAGAGUGAUAGACUAUAUGCAAUGGUCUCAAAGGACGCACCUUCUUCUUGCAUUGAAAAGAAGAAGGAACUUUUAGAGCUAUGUCAAAGACAGUAUGCGAUAGCAAAGUUGACUGAAAAAACUGAACUGUACUGUGAUCAUAACAACUUUACUAUCUCUGCUUUUGCAAAUAUUUAUAAUGAUGAAAAAACAUACAAACAAGCCGAAUAUAAGAACAAUAUCUUAAUCAUUUAUAUUGAAAACGAGAAAAUCGAUUUGAAUUCAUUUGUAACAGAUGAUGUAUGGAUCGUAAUCCUAGUCAGAAAAGAAGGUAAUGGAUAUAAGCAAACUAUUCGCUCAAGAGUGAAUUUGAUACCUAUUCGCGAACUAAGUCGCGAGCUUGAGUCUGAAUUUAUCAUAAAGGAUGACAUUCGUUCCCAUGGUAAAUCACUUGACUUUAUCAACACUUUAUGGAAUAACUGCUUCUUUUACGAACGAAGGCUUCGCGCUACUGAAGCUUACUCUUGUAUCCAUGAUGGGCUAUUACGUCAAAGAGCAAGGACUCGUUCUAGAUCGAGAUCUCUCACUAGAGUUGCAAGUAACAUGAGCAUCGGGCGCCUGUUUGGUGCCAGAUCCCGCUCUUCCUCUCCUUCUAGAAGCUCUAUUUCAACCACAGAGCGUUUGUCUCAAGAUUUAAUCCUUGACCAAUCCACAAUCCACGUACCUAAUCCUGUCCUCAAAGUGGCCACAGUGAAUAAACAUAGUACGCCUCCUGCAACACCUGUCAGCCCAAAUGGCUAUUAUACUGCAGCUCUUGAUGGUGUCACAGCAUCAAGAGCCCCCAUGGCUGCAACACCGCCACGGAACAAUGAUCUGUUUACUAAAGAAGAUUCUCAAUUCACAGACUCCUUUAACGAAUUUUCAACAAGUUUUGAAGAAGGUGAUGCCUUGUAUGGAGGUCAAAACCAGUACCAAGAUAAUUCAUUUUAUCGUCCUUCUCUUUAUCACGGCCAUAACAAGAGUAACAGCUUUGAUGCUAUGCUGUUCCAGCCGUCAUCACCUGAAUCAUUAUCGAGGCCAUCGAGUGGCACAAGUCACAAUAGCACCUUUGAUGAUUAUGCAUUCAGCCCAGCUGAUUCUGCGUCUUUGUUGUCAAGCAGAAAGAAUAGCGAAAACAGUCCCUUGUAUAAUUCUGUUAGUAGCAACAGCACGAGUAGUGUGUUCAGCUAUAUGGAUGAAAAGAUAAACGAGUAUUUUGCUUCACGAGAUAGAUACAGUCUAUCCACUGAAAGAUUUGGAGACAACUCUAAAGCUGCAGGAGGUUACCGUCGAAGGCAACCCCUUCACCCUGUGUUUUACAAUCAACCGCAAGCAAGCCAAGGUCAAUGCCGUGAUUACUCUUGUGUAAAUGUGCCUCAAAACGUACCUGAUGUGGCUAUAGAAAACAUUCAUCAGCUGAAGAACGAGGUGAACAGUAUACUUGAUAGCAUGAUACAAUCCCAACAACAGAUGAGAGCUCAGCCAAAUAUGGGCCGAUACUAUAAUAAUAACACAUUUGAAAGUGUCAAAGGACUACGUUCUCACAUUAUCUCAAAGAUUGAUGAAUUUAUGAAUGAUUUGGAGCACCAAAAUCAGCAAUGUUUAUCAUUCCGUUAA